Clarias gariepinus (North African catfish) is the source of this 5137-nucleotide messenger RNA. RefSeq names its product phosphotyrosine interaction domain containing 1 (gene pid1). The record is from RefSeq and is a predicted model, not a curated record. The transcript has 3 exons. The coding region runs from base 177 to 818 and encodes 213 amino acids. Gene Ontology annotation, biological process: regulation of mitochondrial membrane potential; regulation of reactive oxygen species metabolic process; negative regulation of insulin receptor signaling pathway. NCBI's taxonomy places the organism in Eukaryota, Metazoa, Chordata, Actinopteri, Siluriformes, Clariidae. Gene Ontology annotation, cellular component: cytoplasm.
GCAGGCGGAGCUCCUUCCACCCGUACCGUUGGAAUUCGCUGCGUGUAUUUUCUCGGCAUAUUUUGCUGAAAAGAAAAAAAAACGAGCACCAGCGCGGAGGAAGAGAAGAAAUCAGAGCGCCUUGUGCAGGCAGAUGUGAACUGAAGGAACACGGACGGUGCCGUUAAUCCGCAACGAUGUGGCAGCCUGCGACCGAGAGACUGCAGCAUUUUCAGAACAUGUUGAAGUCAAAACUGAAUGUUUUGACACUGCGUAAAGACUCGUUACCGAGUGUCAUUUUCCACGAACCGGAGGCCAUUGAGCUCUGCUCCACUACACACACCACUAAAUCACGGACACACACUGGCUAUAAGGUUACCUAUCUAGGCAAAGUGACAAUCCCGGGCUCCAAGUUUCUCUCAGGCUGCACCGAGUCUGCUGUGGUGGCAUUAUGGGAUACAAAGGCCUCGUCAGUUGCCAUGGAUUCCCUGCUGGAGAUCCGGCCUUUCCAUGUGCGUCUCCACCACCUGAAUGGGCGGAGUGAGGCGCCAGACUCAGUGGAGACAUUCCAGGUGGCACGGAUCGCAUACUGCACGGCAGAUCAUGAGGUGAGCUCGAAGGUGUUUGCGUUCAUCUACCGGCAGAUCAACGAGGACCUGACAUUCCAAAUGGACUGCCAUGCUGUGGAGUGUGACAGCAAGCGCGCUGCCAAGAUGCUCGCUCACGCCAUGAUGGAUGCCUUCACCAAGACCUUCCACUCCAUGCGAACCGACGGGCGCAUACACCAAUCAGGAAACGAGAUACCUGAAAACUCGAAUGCAAAUCCAGAUGAUGGCUGAGGCAGAGGGGGUGGAACCUGUAGGGGAAAUGUUGGAUCCCAAGGAAAAUAAAUCAAAAUGUUCUCUUAGCUCACAGCUAAUAAAUAAAUGCAUCACUGCAGCCAUAUUGCUCUCAAAUCCUGUUCUAGAUUAUUGCAAUGAAAAAUUGAUCAGGAACAUUUAUUAGGACAUCAUGACAGACUGUUGUUCUCAACUGCUGCGGUAGUACAUUGUUUCAGAAUGUUACCAUGGUUGUUCUACAAUAUUGUGAUCCAGGUGUGUUCUAGAAUACUGUCAUAAAAUAUUGCAUUUAGAAUAUUGUGAUUAAUAUUUUGGUAUAAUAUAAUUGGAUGUAUAUCUUUGCUCGAAAUUCUCAUGAUCAAACUUUGCUUUAAAAUAAUUACAAGUCUUGUUAUAGGAUCUCAAAAAAGCAACCUUUUCUAGAAUCUCCCAACCCUUGUUAUCGAACAUGUAUCUAAAUUAUUUUUUAAUAAGUCAGAUGGUUUUUUAUCAUUUUUACCAGUCUUCUUUAAUGCCUUGAUAUAAUGUUUCUCUAGAAGUACAUUGUACAAUUACAAUACAGUACAAGCUUGUUAUGCAGCGUCAAAUAUUGAGAGCCUUGUUUUAGAAAGAUUCUUCCCAAAUUUUGCAUCAUGACGCAACAUUUGUUUUAGAAUGUGAUGGGAUUUUGUUUUAGAAGGUCAGCUUGCAGGCUUCGGAUACAGGCAUUUUAAUGGAUCAUCAAAUAUCUAGAACAUUACAAUUAGGAUGCAGUGUUUCUUUUUUUAAUUUUUUUGUGGUAGAUUGUUGCAUAGACUAAUCUGGAACAUAGAGGUAAAGUGGCCAAGUAUGUCAAUUAUAUUUUACAAUAUUUUAAAAUGGUGCUUUACCAUAUGAAAACUGUUCUAUAUUAUUGUUCCAGAAUGUCACAAUUGACCAGAAGUGACAGAUCUCUAGCCCAGGUGCCCAGCACCAGCAAAAUACUUGUCUAUCUUUCUAUUUGUUGCUUCCUGGUGGUCAAGAUUCCACCAAUCACUGAUCCAAAAAUCAUAUUUAAAUUUAAAAACCAUUGAAAUUAUUAUGUAUGUUUAAACAUAAAACAGUAGAAUCUUGCCUCCAGCUACAAAUGACCAAUUGCAUAUCCACUACGAGAUCAUAUCCAAAGUAUUUUUUAAAACAUAAAGAUAAUGAGAACAGAAUAGUUUAAAAUACUAAAAAUAGCAUUACAAUAAAUUUUGUAAUUGUGGAGAUUGCAGAAUAGUCGCUACAAUUAAACCAGGCCAAUGGCUUUCCAGUUGUCUUUAAUCCACAAAAUUACACUUAUUUUCGUGUCAUUGUUAAGUACGUUUUUAUACAUCAGGAUACAUGAUAUUAGGACUUAUAAUUUUUAUCCUAAUUAAAAGAUUUCUGAAAAACAAAAAUAUAACAGUGCUAAUUUAUGGAUUUAUUAUUUAGUUUUUGUAGGCCAUAAUACACUCACUUGCCACUUCAUUGGGUACAAUACGUCCAACUGCUUGGAAAUGCAAAUGUUUGAUCAGCCAAUCAAGGUGGCAGGAACCCAAUACAUUUAGGCAUGAAGUGAUUUAAACAACUGUGAAUGUAGCAUUGUUGUUGUUGGUGCUGUACAGACUGGUGUGAGUAUUUUAUACAACUACUGAUCCACUGGGAUUUUAAGGCACAGACAUUUGCAACGUUUGCAGAAAAUAUGCAUUGAGCAUGAGUUUUCUGGGUGAAAAUGCCAUGAAGAUGCCAGAGGUCUCAUGUAUGCCGAAGAGCAACAUGGACACGGAUUCAUCCUGCUUGGUAUCAAUAGUUCAGGCUGGUGGUACUGUAGUGUAAUGCUGUGGGGGAUAUUUUCUUGGCACAUUUUGGCCCCCUUAGUAAACAAUUGAGCAUCGAUUAAAAGCCACAGCUUACCUAAAUAUUAUAGCUGACCAUGCCAUCUCUUUAUGACCAUAGGAUAACGCACAAUGUCACAAAGCUAAAAUCAUCUCAGAGUGGUUCCUUGAAUUUGACAAUGAGUUUACUGCCUCCACAGUCACCAAAUAUCAAUCCAGUAGAGCACCUUUAGGAUGUCAUGAAACAGAAGAUUCGCAUCAUGUCUGUGCAGCAACUGAAUAAUGUCUGAAUGAUGAAUGAUCGUGUCAAUAUGGACCAAAAUCUCUAAGAAUUUUUCCAGCACCUUGUUUAAUCUAUGCCACAAAGAAUUAAGGUGGUUUUGAAUGCAAAAGUGGGUUCAACCCAGUACUAUCCAAGUAUACUUAAAUGAAGUGGCCAGUGAGUGUAUAUUGAAAGUAUUCUGAAUAUUGUGACAAUUGGUCCAGUACAUAAGGCAGUAAUGUUCUUUUGGAACAUUGUGAUAAAAUUGUUAUAGAAUAUCGUUCUCGAAUAUCACAUCAGAUCUUUGUAUAUUGGAAACAUGACUAAACGUUCUGGAACAUUGUUUAAUCACCUUAUUGUCCCAAGCUGUUGCAUAAGAUGUGAUUUUAUCUGUUCCAGCAUUAUUCUAGAACAUCAGUGGUGAACCAAUUUUGUAGUGCAUAGCUAUUCAAGGGAAUCAGAUGGAUAAUUCGGUAGAACGUUCCAUAAUGUUGUUAUCAAACAGUAGAAUUUUUAGAAUGAUGACAAAACUUGUUCUGAAACAUUGCUAAAAGCUUUCCUGAUAAUGUACGAUUGUUUAAAAAUACAAUUGUGCUGCAGUGUUCGAGAGUGUGUCGUGCAGUGUGUUCUACAGCAUCAUGAUAAAACGUGAUAAAAUUCCACGAGGGACGUUGUUUUAUAACAUUGUGAUGAAUUCUAUUUUUAUAGUAAUGCAAACAUUCUCUCCUGCGGACAUUCAUCUAGAAUGCUGUAACAGAAUGUUGUUCUAAAAUGACAUGAGUGCAUUCUUGAACAUUGUGAAUGAAUAUAGUUAAGGAAACGAUAGCUCCCCUUUACGGAAAUCCGCUGUGUGUUACAGUCAUGGUACGAGAGGUGGGGCUUUCCUGUCUUGCAUUCUCUUUGGCCAAUAAGAAUCUCUGGAAUUCGUUUCCUCUUUCACAUAGUGUUCCUUGAGUAGCCCAAAUCUUACCCAAUGGGUUUUUUUUAAAUUGUGGUUUUAACAGCCAGAUGCGUGUGUAUGUGUAUGUGUGUGUGAGUGAGUGAGUGAGUGUGAGAGAAAGAGAUUUAUACUAAAGCCCAUGGAAAAACCAUGGAUAAAUCUUUAAAGAACGGGUUUUUGACAACAAUACUAGGUGAUGCUUUGUGCUGUGCUGUGUGCAUGUUUGUGUGUGCGGGGUUGUGGUUUGAAGUAAGUGACAGAUCAAUUUUUUUCUCAGCCACAUUUAUCGCAGUGUGUAAAUACAAGUUCUCAACUGUGCUGUGCUCAAUUGUAAUUUUUUUUUUCUUAUCCCUCUGCUUUGACCUGUUUGGCUGCUUCCCAAAUGCCAGUGUACGAUACAUGUCUUAAUUAUACAUAAUUCUCACAACUGUGGGAAGUGCGAAGACUUAGACAAGCUCGUUUGUGAUCUACUUCAGUCAGUACACACAGUAAUAUAUAAGCUACAGCUUUAUAUCUUAGAUUAUUUAGCUAAGCCUGCGCACUGCAUCCGCUGUCAGUCAGACUGUUUAAACAAGUUAUAUUAGACUGCAUUUUGUGAAUUGAUGUUAACCUUAAGAACACGAGACAUGACUGCCAGCAUUUGGGAGUUAGCCUUAGCAUGACAGAGGGUCCAGUUCCUGUCUCUUUCUGAGCAGUGGUGAAUGUUUGAUAUCAUGCUGCACAUUUUCAUUUUAAGGUACUUGUUGAUUGGUUAUGUUCACAUGAUUUUUGGAUAUAUAUUUUCUUGUACAGUUGGUUGUGGAAUAUGUUCACACACACACACACACACACACACACACACACACACACACACACACACACACACACGCAUGUACACACACACACACACACAGACACACACACGGACACGCAGACACACACACACACACACACACACACACACACACACACACACACACACACACACACAGCUCCAAAUGAAAAAAAAAAAGACUCUAUAACUGGACUGAACAUUAGUGGAACAGGGAGAGAAAGAGAUUUAUAUACAGUAUAAAUAUGAAUAUAAGUUUAUCUAUCCAGUGUAUUCAUAAAGCUUUUGUUUAAACAGAUGUAUCAGUUCUCUAUUAUUCCAGUCAAAUGUUCAUAGAUAUUUUUGUUUAAUCACAUGAAGUCAGUAUUGUGCAGAGAAAGAAUGAGCGUGCUGUUGUUUUCUGUGAAUGUUCUCACUUUCUGCCACAACAGCUUUAAACGUCUGGUGUGAACUUCUAUCCAAUAAAAGUCCUCACAUUUAAACACCUUA